This is a messenger RNA of Hypomesus transpacificus, 2835 nucleotides long. RefSeq names its product gap junction protein gamma 2 (gene gjc2). Bases 244 to 1506 code for a protein of 420 amino acids. Lineage: Eukaryota; Metazoa; Chordata; Actinopteri; Osmeriformes; Osmeridae. Gene Ontology annotation, cellular component: connexin complex. Gene Ontology annotation, biological process: cell communication. The transcript has 2 exons. The record is from RefSeq and is a predicted model, not a curated record.
UUCCUCAGCGAGUGUGGAAAUAGAAUGAACCCAGCAAAGGCUUUGCUCAGCCUGAUAGGAUGUUUAUUUUCUUACUAUGCUAGACUGAAGUAGUCAACAACUGAAGGACAAAGCAUCAGGAUGGAUCUUCCAUGACCUAGAGGAGAAAUUGCAUGGGUUCUCUAGAGACAGCAGAGGAAAUGUGAUCAAAAUUCAGGAUGGCCAGUGCGUGUCAGUUCUCCAGAUUCUAGUUGAAAAGCCUGUAUGACCAACAUGAGUUGGAGCUUUCUCACUCGUCUUCUGGAAGAGAUCCACAACCACUCCACCUUUGUGGGGAAAGUGUGGCUGACGGUGCUCAUUAUCUUCCGCAUCGUGCUCACGGCAGUGGGGGGAGAGUCCAUCUACUCUGACGAGCAGACCAAGUUCACCUGCAACACCAAGCAGCCGGGCUGUGAUAACGUGUGCUACGAUGCCUUCGCCCCGCUGUCACACGUCCGCUUCUGGGUCUUCCAGAUCAUCAUGAUCUCCACCCCUUCUGUCAUGUACCUGGGUUACGCCAUCCACAAGAUUGCUCGUAAAUCUGAGGAGGAGAGGCGGAAGUACCACAGGCUCCGUAAAAAGCCACCUCACAACAGGUGGAGGGAAAGCCACCCUCUGGAAGAAGUCCUGGAGGAGGAUGAGGAGGACGAUGCUGAGCCCAUGAUCUACGAUGACACGCUGGAGGGGCAGGAGCCCAAGCCCGAGGCGCCCGCCGUCCCUAGCCGGGAGCCGCAGAAACAUGAUGGCCGCCGACGUAUCAUGCAGGAAGGAUUGAUGAGGAUCUACAUUCUUCAGCUCCUAUCAAGAGCCAUCUUUGAAAUCUGCUUCUUGGCUGGCCAGUAUCUUCUCUAUGGUUUCCGUGUUAACCCAUCCUAUGUUUGCAAUAAGGUCCCCUGUCCACACAGGGUGGACUGUUUCAUCUCCCGACCCACAGAGAAGACCAUCUUCCUUCUUAUAAUGUACGUGGUCAGCUGUCUCUGCUUGCUCCUCAACGUGUGUGAGAUGUUCCACUUGGGCAUUGGCACUUUUAGGGACACUCUUCGCCAGAGGAGAAACCAGGGCCAGCGGCCCUCGUACAGCUAUCCGUACUCUCGUAACAUUCCUGGCUCUCCACCUGGGUACAACCUUGUGAUGAAGUCAGACAAACCCAACCGAAUACCCAACAGCCUCAUCACUCAUGAGCAAAACAUGGCCAAUGUGGCCCAGGAGCAGCAGUGCACCAGCCCAGAUGACAACAUCCCCUCAGACCUAGCCAGCCUGCACCGCCACCUACGGGUGGCCCAGGAGCAACUGGACAUGGCCUUUCAGACAUAUAAUUCCAAAAGCAACCAGCCAACAUCCAGAACCAGCAGUCCUGUCUCUGGGGGCACUAUGGUGGAGCAAAACCGAGUCAAUACGGUACAGGAGAAACAGGGAGCCAGACCGAAGUCAGCUCCAGAGAAAGCUGGGACCAUAGUAAAAAAUGGGAAGUCUUCUGUAUGGAUUUAGAAAUGAAUGUGGCAGUAUGAACUGAAGAGCCUGUUUUAAUUUCCAGGAUCAUGUAGCAUGGAUAAUAGACUAUGAGGUUGAGUUAAACAUCAACAUUAUAAAUCACACAUUUGUCACCAACAUGAACCAGAAAGACAUGUCUGAUCGGGACAUACAAACUAAGCAUUAUCGAUACAGUAUACUGUAUGUACUCUACGGUGUGACAAACCUAAAUAUAGACGGCAAGAAAAAAAAACACGUUAUGAUUCUUCUACUUAGUUUGUAUUUUGUGCUAUAGUUUCAGCAUAGUUCAUAUAAAAAUAUUGUACAUAUUUUGCUUUGUCAGACUUCAGAAUUUUAUCUACUCAUAUAAGGAGGGAACAUCUGAAGAAUCUCUGAUAAAUUUGGGAAUAUGUGGGGCUAUUCUCUCUGAUAAUUACAAAGAUAACACUCUUGUUGUUGAACUGAUUAAUUUGAAACAUUUUAACUUCAAAACCUUUAAAGAUAAUCUUUUCAAUUGCGGCCUAGUUAAAAAACAAUGCCAUGGAAAACACUACCUUAUGGCUCUGUGAAACCUGAUUGUUUGACAAAUCUAAUGUGAGAUCUCAAAUGGAAAUCAUGGUAAAAGUUAAAUUAUGAAACAUUUAUAUUUCACAUACGUUACACUUUAUUCAGAUAUUGUGACAUGAGAUGCAUGUAUAGUUUAAUUUAUUUGAAGAAAUAGUCUAAUGUCUGAUGCACUGAAGAAGCUUUCAGUAUGUUUGUGUUUUGGUAAGAGAAAUGAAAAUAUAUUCUAUUAUAUAGAAUUAAAAUAUAGAUGCCAAAAAGGCAGAGAGGUCAAAGUCAAUUUUUUUCUACCUGAAUGGGUCCAAGAUGUGGCUGAAUAAUGUGUUGGCCUAUAAGCAGGGGUUAGAGUUGUACUGUUCUCAAAAUGCAGAGAUUAUGUGAAAAUGAAGACAUUACACUCUUUUUCAAAAGCUUUUUUUCUUGAAAACUUGAAUUACUAACAGAUUGCUGAUCAUUUCUGCAAUAGUGGGCAGAUUUAAUGCAUGCUUUUAUGUUACAAUUGUGUACGCGUAAUAUAGAAUACCAAUAAAUGCACCAUUAAUAUCCAACAACAGAUCCAACAUGAUUUAUUUCAUGUUUGGGAUAUCACUGUCUCGUUAAAAAUGUGUUUGUUUAUGAAUAUCAUGUCUCAAGGACAUUAUUAUAAAGUAGGCUAAAAUAUACUUCUGCCUUCAGUAUUGAUGCUCCAAAGUGCCUCAAAACGUUACGAUUGUUUCUGUGUUUUUUUGUCUUGAAAUAAACCUAGAUUGAAACUGUGUGCAACUUAAUGACUUUAAACACACA